UUAUUAUUAACAGGUUCCAAGACACAAAAACCCAUGGCUGAUGUUAAUUUUACGUUGGUUACCGAGUUUAUCCUGUUGGGACUGACAGAGCGUGCUGAACUGAAGGUGGUCCUCUUCGCGCUGUUCCUUUUCAUCUAUACCAUUUCCUUGGUGGGGAAUCUGGGAAUGCUCUUUCUAAUCAAAAUAACUCCCAAACUCCACACGCCCAUGUAUCAUUUUCUUAGCUGCCUGUCAUUUGUGGAUGCCAGCUAUUCGUCAGUUUUCGCACCCAAAAUGCUGCUGAGCUUCUUUGUGGAACAGGAGACUAUCUCCUUCUCUGCGUGCAUUGUGCAAUAUUUUUUAUUUGUGUCACUCCUUACCACCGAGGGCUUCUUGCUGGCAGCGAUGGCUUACGACCGUUACAUGGCCAUCGUAAACCCCUUGCUUUAUACAGUGGCCAUGACUAAGGUAGUCUGUGUCCUGCUGGUUUUCGGCUCUUGUGUGGGAGGGUUCAUCAAUUCACUGACACACACAAUUGGCUUGUUGAAACUGACUUUCUGUGGACCAAAUAUCAUCAGUCACUUCUUCUGUGACCUCCCCCCUCUGCUGAAACUGUCAUGCUCUGAUACAUCCCUGAAUGAACUGUUGCUUUUAAUUUUUUCUGGCAUCAUUGCCAUGAUCACUUUCUUGACCGUGAUGAUCUCGUACAUCUUCAUCGUCGCUGCGAUCCUGAGGAUCCGCUCGGCUGCUGGGAGACGCAAAGCCUUCUCCACCUGUGCCUCGCAUCUAAUGACGGUGACUUUAUUUUACGGCUCGAUAAGCUUCAGUUACAUUCAACCAAGCUCCCAAUACUCCUUAGAGCAAGAAAAGGUCGUAUCUGUGUUUUAUACCCUGGUCAUUCCUAUGUUAAAUCCACUGAUUUACAGCCUAAGGAACAAAGAAGUAAAAGACGCUGUGAAAAGGGCUCUAGAAAUGAAACCCGGUCCUUGUUAA
Otolemur garnettii (small-eared galago) is the source of this 972-nucleotide messenger RNA. Its product is annotated as olfactory receptor 1052-like. The transcript has a single exon. The coding region runs from base 34 to 972 and encodes 312 amino acids. Lineage: Eukaryota; Metazoa; Chordata; Mammalia; Primates; Galagidae. The record is from RefSeq and is a predicted model, not a curated record. Gene Ontology annotation, biological process: sensory perception of smell; G protein-coupled receptor signaling pathway. Gene Ontology annotation, molecular function: olfactory receptor activity; G protein-coupled receptor activity; odorant binding. Gene Ontology annotation, cellular component: membrane.